This is a messenger RNA of Cucurbita pepo subsp. pepo (vegetable marrow), 3129 nucleotides long. The record is from RefSeq and is a predicted model, not a curated record. Lineage: Eukaryota; Viridiplantae; Streptophyta; Magnoliopsida; Cucurbitales; Cucurbitaceae.
GUUCACACUUCACAGAAAUGGCAUCUUAUAGCAACGAGGACUUAACUGAACGAUUCCGUUCUUCAGUUAUCUUCGCUCUCUCUCUAACUUGACCGCGCUACGAAAUUUCUCCUUCCAGUCUACAGUUCUCUCCGUUCUUGUGUUCAUCGACGAUGGCGCUGAAGAAAGGAUCGGUGUCUGGUUUUGCUAAGCACGAGGAUGAAGGAGGUAAUGGUGGUAUCGGAGGAUAUAGGUUAGUUUUGGCUGUUCUCGUCGCUCUUUCUGUUCUUGCGUCCAUGCCUUUUGUCGUCGUCAGCGGCUUCCACAGUAUUGGUGAAGGGGUUAUUUCAAGUAGUCCAAGCAAAGGGGUAAUUGAUGAUAUUCCAGUCAGCACAAACAAUACGGCAACUAUUGGUGUUAAUUCUUCGGUGAACAAUAAUUUUACCUUAUCUUUGAGUUUGGUUGGGAACUCCUCAGUUGAUGCGAUUUCCAUGCUAAGCCAAACGACUGUAGUUUCGAGAGGAACCCUCCAGGUCGAAGAGGACACUUCUUUGGGUGGUUAUACUAGGACAUCUUAUUUUUAUGAUAAACUGCUAGCUCUUGUUUUUCGCGCUCUUUUAUUGACGCUGAUGUCUUUUACAUGUUAUCGUACGGAAUUCAUCUAUUUGCCCGUGUUCCCUAAAGCAGCCAGAAGGAUAGCAAGAGAAGAACGAAACGAAAAUCAAUUGCUGGAGUUGGACUUGGAUCCGCCGAAUGAAGAUACCAUUGUAAAACUUGAGAAUGCAAAUAUGCAGGCCUCUGAACUAGUUGACUCCUCAAUCACUGGAAAAUACAGUAAAUGGAAGAAAGAAAACAAGAACAAGAAUCAAGAUUCUACUAUACGUCUAAUGCGAGACCAGAUUAUUAUGGCAAGAAUAUAUUUGAGCAUUUCGGAAAAGAAAAGGAAACUUGAUUUGGUUCAAGAGCUCCAAAUUUGUCUUAAAAGGAGUCGUGGUGUACUAGGAGAGGCAAAUAUUGAUGCUGAGUUGCAUUACAGUGCGCCCAAGAAAAUAAAAGCUAUGGCUGAUGUUCUUUCAAAGGCGAGAGAUCAACUGUUUGAUUGCAAGUUGGUGACCAGGAAGCUGAGAGCAAUGCUUCUAACUGAAGAAGAAAAGGUUAGAAGGUUGAAAAGGCAAAAUACAUUUCUCAUUCAAUUGGGAGUUAAGGGUAUUCCAGGUGGUAUUCGCUGCCUGUCCUUGCGCCUCACCAUCGAUUACUACCUUCUUCCUCCGGAGAGGAGAAAUUUCCCUAGAAGUGAAAAUUUGGAAGAUCCAAGAUUCCACCAUUAUGCUCUCUCCACUGACAACGUCUUGGCUGCCGCAGUAGUUGUGAACUCAACCGUAAUGAAUGCUAAGGAUUCUUCAAAACAUGUAUUCCACCUGGUAACUGAUAGUCUCAAUUUUGGAGCAUUGAAAAUGUGGUUUCUCUUAAAUCCUCCUGAAGAGGCUACGAUCCACGUUGAAAAUUUAGAUGAACUUAAGUGGCUGAACUCAUCCUAUUGUCCAGUACUCCGCCAGCUUAAUUCUGCAGCAAUGAGAGAGUAUUAUUUCAAGGCAGGACAUUCUACCACUCGUUCAUCUAGUGCUUCUAAUUUGAAGUACAGGAACCCAAAAUAUCUCUCAAUGCUAAAUCAUCUGAGGUUCUAUCUACCUCAAAUUUUUCCCGAGUUAGAUAAAAUUCUAUUUCUGGACGAUGACAUUGUUGUCCAGAAAGAUUUGACUGGAUUGUGGCUUGUAGAUCUUGAGGGAAAAGUCAAUGGUGCCGUGGAAACCUGUGUUGAGAAUUUUCAUCGUUUUGACAAGUACCUUAACUUCUCAAACUCUUUUAUCGCUAGAGAAUUCGACCCAAAUGCAUGCGGUUGGGCAUAUGGAAUGAAUAUAUUUGAUCUCAAGGAGUGGAAAAAGAGAAAUCUCACUGGCGUAUAUCAUACAUGGCAGAACUUGAAUGAAGAUAGGCUGCUUUGGAAGCUGGGUACCUUGCCUCCAGGUUUGAUGACAUUUUAUGGGCUGACAUAUUCCCUCAAUAAGUCUUGGCAUGUGCUUGGAUUGGGUUACAAUCCAAGUAUCAACCCAUCAGAGAUAGAAAAUGCAGCUGUUAUUCACUAUAAUGGCAACAUGAAACCUUGGAUGGAGAUGGCAAUGACGAAGUAUCGCCCCUACUGGACAAAAUAUAUUGACUACGACCAUCCUUAUCUUCGCCAGUGCAACUUCGUUAAAUGAAACUUACUGUGGAUAACUGCAGCUACAGGUUUCUCUAACUCUCACUCUCUCUCUCUCUCUCUCUCUCCCUCCCCACGUUGAAUUUGCUUUACUUGGUUUGCUGCAUGACAUGGGGUUGGGGAUAUCUCACAUCACAGUUAAGUACCUUUGUAAUUCAUUCAAUUGGUUCUCACUGGCCUUCAUGCAUUAUACUUGAGGUGAAACAAGUCACGUUAGCAUGUGAGAAAUUCUUAUCCCAACUUAGUGUAGAGUAAAAGAUUUGUUUCUUUUUGUCCAUGGCUCUCUGCCUUCAAGCACUCUUUAUUUUAGGUUGAACUCUUCUAAUUUUGGAUUGCUUCAUUCUUAAUAAGUUGAUGCUUUAAUAUUAUAUUAAAACUUUGUGUGUCCUUGGAAAGGUUGGGAUUUGGGAAUCCUAUGGCUAAUAGUAAGAAGUCAAAAUUGAAGGCGAAAAGAGAAAUGGUAACAUAUCAAUCUUUCUACUUUUUCUUUUCUUCCCCUCAAAAGUUUUAGAACGCAUCUAUUAGGAGUGGGUUCCACACCCUUACAAGGAAUGUCUCGUUUCUUUCUUCCACCGAUGUGGGAUCUCACAAUCCACUCCCUUGGGGUCCCAGCAUCCCCGCUGAAACACCGCCCGAUAUCUAGCUUUGAUACCAUUUGUAACAACCCAAGUCCACUACUACCAAGUAUUGUAUUGUCUUUUUUGGGCUUUUCGUUCUCGGCUUUCCCUCAAGGUCUUAACACGCAUAUCUUGGGGUGGUUUCCACACUUUUAUAAAGAAUGUUUCGUUCUCUUCUUCAACCGCUCUUGGUUAUUUCCAUUAAAUCUAGUGUACCCACACCUUCUCCCGCGCUCUGCAUCGACCAUCUCUCGCAAAGAGCUGUAGAACAAAAGA